GAGAGAGAGAGAGAGAGAAAGAGAGAGGGAGCGUUUGCAGGCAAUGUAAUUGACAAGGCUUGCAGUGGUGAAAUAAACACGCUUCAGCCCAGGCGCAGCUUUUUAUUGCACAAUUCUGCCUCUUUUUUUUUUUUUGACGCAUCGCCCCGUAGCGCGCGUUAUUCCAGAGCUGGUUUUUUUAAUUACCUUUCACCCGAUUAAUUAAAAUCCGUGUGAAAUUAUGUCCCGAUCGGCGCAGAUCCAGCCGGCAAGAUGAUGAUUUUAGCACGGAGAGCCUCAGAUCGUGCACCCGAUACGGCGGCGGCGCUCCUGGUGAUCUUGGUGGUUGCCGCUUGUCUCGGUACCGCUCUCGCCAAGGAUACCGCCUUUGUGGAAGUGGUUCUGUUCGAGUCCAGUCCCAAUGGAGAUUAUACUACUUACACGACUGGCUUGCAAGGACGGUUCUCCAAGGCUGGAGCCACUAUCAGCGCGGAGGGGGAGAUCGUUCAAAUGCAUCCUUUGGGACUAUGUAAUAAUAACGAUGAGGAGGACCUUUAUGAGUACGGCUGGGUCGGAGUGGUGAAGCUGGAGCAACCAGAGCUGGACCCCAGUUGUCUCACCGUGCUGGGAAAGGCAAAGAGAGCAGUGCAGCGGGGAGCCACGGCCGUCAUCUUUGAUGUGUCGGAGAAUCCGGAUGCCAUCGACCAGCUCAACCAGGUGGCUGAGGAUCCUCUGAAGCGUCCGGUGGUUUACGUGAAGGGCAACGACGCCGUCAAGUUGAUGAACAUCGUCAACAAGCAGAAAGUGGCUCGCGCUCGGAUACAACACAGACCACCGAGGCAGCCCACGGAAUAUUUCGACAUGGGGAUCUUCCUGGCCUUCUUCGUGGUCGUGUCGCUCGUCUGCCUCAUUCUGCUCAUCAAGAUCAAACUCAAGCAGAGGAGAAGCCAGAGCUCCAUGAACAGAAUGGCCAUCCAGGCCUUGGAAAAGAUGGAGACGAGGAAGUUCAAGGCCAAAGGGAAAGGCCAGCGUGAGAGCAGCUGUGGAGCGUCUGAUUCACUGAGCAGCAGCUCCACCUCUGACUGCGCCAUCUGUCUGGAGAAGUACAUCGACGGGGAGGAGCUGCGAGUUAUCCCGUGUGCUCACAGAUUUCAUAAGAAGUGUGUGGACCCCUGGCUGCUGCAGCAUCACACCUGUCCUCACUGUAGACACAACAUCAUCGAACAAAAGAAGGGGAAUCCAGGACCAGCGUGCAUGGACCCUGGUAACCCGGUGCACGGCCGGCAGCGGGUGGUGCUGCCGGUGCAUUACCCGGGCCGGGUGCACCGGGCCGGCCAGGUGACCGCCUACCCCACCAGGACCAGCAUGGACCCCCACGGGAACCCCAUCACCGUGCUCACUGUGGACCAGCACCCAGAUCCUCAGGGUCUGUACCCGCCCCAAUCCACGUCCGCCUUCCUCCGGAGCUACCACCCCACCCUCCACCUGGACCACUCCCUCAACCCCCACCACUGCGGCCUGGAGCACCGCGGCCCCCCCGCCUACCCCGCACAGCCGCACCACGCUGCUUUUAAGCGACCCAAGUUCCACGGACGCAACUUCUCGCGGGCAGCCUGCUUCUCCCAGUACGAGACAAUGUACCAGCACUACUACUUUCAGGGGCUGACUUUUCCUCAGCAGCCGGAGGGGGGCCAGGGGCCCGCCAUGGCGGGGCAGCUUGGUGGAGGGGGCGGGGCCCACAAGGCCCACCACAGCAGGGCCUUUCAGCAGGGGCUGCUGUACCCCACCGUGGUCCACAUGGCGCCGGCCUCGUCGUCGAGGAUCGGCGACAGCGGCAGCACGUCCGGGCUGAGCUGUUACCACGGCCACCGCUCGGUGUGCAGCGGUUACCUGGCCGACUGCCCCGGCAGCGACAGCAGCAGCAGCAGCUCGGGGCAGUGCCACUGCUCCUCCAGCGACUCCAUGUUGGACUGCACCGAGGUCAGCAACCAGGGCGUCUACGGCAGCUGCUCCACCUUCCGCAGCUCGCUGAGCAGCGACUACGACCCUUACGUCUACCGGAGUAAGAGUCCAUGUCGGGGCUCCGUGGGGGAGGCGGGGGCCGCGGCGUGCACCGCGGCUCCCGCCGAGGACUCGUCGUCCCCCGUCCCCCUGGGACACGACUGCCUCCAGCUCCCUCCCGGAGCGUCGGGGUAUAACUCGGGGGACCACCUCUCCAACUGCAGCUUGGAGCCCAACUACAGCAGUCGCUCAUCACUGGAACCCAGGGAGAACAGCAACACUAGCACUACCUCAGCCGGGGCCCCUGAGGCCCCCGGAGCAGACAGGGGGAAGGGGCCGCAGGAGGAGUCGGGGGAGCUCGGGGCGGCGGCUUGUAGCUGCUGCUUCGAGGUGCUUCCUCCUAACGUGGAGUGCAAAGGGGACACGGACCAAGCUGGGCCUCUGGCCGCAGGACGCUUUCACAGGGGGGGGGACUUUCAGAGCUCCUCCAAGAACUACUUUGCCCCCGAGCACAUGUGCCCUCCGUCGGAGCAGGUGAGCUACGAAGGGCUGCCCUGCUGCUUCUACAAAGAGAUGAAGGUGCACAGGGCGUCGACGGGGCGCUACGCCGAGGACUACGCUGUUAACGUGCAGUACGCGGACUCGGAGGCCUGCUCGGGGCAGGGCUGCUGCGAACUCAACCAGAGGAUACCCAUAAUUCCUGAGGACACAGAUUGUGAACUGGGCACAGGGGCAGAGACCCAGAGCAGCUUACUGCCCGUCAGUGUCACGGUGGAGGCAGAGGUGCGGACAGGGGAGCGACACGAGCCCAGGGAGGGCUACUUCACCUCGGGACAGUUUCGAGGUCAGCCGUACCCUCAGGAGGACGAGAGCCGGGCCUUGUUCCACCCGUCUCAGCUCUCUGCUGCACUGGGGAGCAGUUCCUCGACGAAUGAGGGAGGUCUGGGUGUAUGAACUAUGAGCCCAGAGAGAAGGGACUCACUAUGUGUUUGGUACCGAAUCAGUCAGUCAAUCAUUAAAAAAACCCUCAGCUGCCUUGUUCUAACCUUGCUCUCCGAGCGCUGAAUGUUAUCAUCUUCGAUUGUGUGGAUUUCUACUGAAAUGGCCUGUCGUUUCUAGACAGUGUAUCAAGUUCAUUCCUGUGGCCACAAACGUCUCAGCACCAAGCUACGAUAUCACGGCACUGAGACAAAGUGAUACUACAACACGGAUGGAGGUUGUUAACUGAAACUAGAAGGUUCUAGGUUGGACUAGUCCGCCGCCAUCAAGGCUUAGAAAGUCAUCCGGGCCCAUUUCUUGUGAGAUUUUUUGAAGAUAUCUAGGCUCCAUUUUUUUUUUUUUUUUUUUUUUGUGCAAGAUCUAGGGGGGAAAAGUACACUCUUAAUUCACAAACAUCUACAUGUAUAUGUGUGCACAUGAACACUGACUGCCUAUAAAGCUUCAACCACCAACUCAAAUAGGUUGUACGGACAUAGCUAUACCAAAACAGAAAGACAUGAUUGUUUUUGUUUUUUUUUCUUUUACUUUUUGUCAAAAGCAGGGAAAUGGGUCUUUUUUUUUUUAAGUGUCUGUGACCCACACAUUUCUCUGAGGAGAAGAAGCUAUACAUAUAUAUAUAUAUAUAAAUAUAUAUUACAGAAAAAAAUGCAUAGAAAUGUGAAUGCAAGGCUGACACUGGUCUCUAUUCAAUAUAAUACAGAAUUUGUUUUAUGCAUUGCAUUUCUGUCCAGUAGUGGCCUACCUGUAUGAGAUGUGCCAGAGCAACAUGAAAGCCUUACGCUGGGAAGCUGUUUGUAGCAAUAUCGAAAAAAAGACACUGCACCGCUUUUAGUCGAACUCCAGUUUAAAGUGACAGUGUCUCGGGGUCAGUAGAUUUCUGCAGAAGAAGAGUGCAGCAUUCUGUCUUCUGUCUGGAAGCCCUUAAAAGGUGUUUUUUUUUGCUGUCACUUACCCGAUUUCCUCAAAGAGGCAUGCUCUAAUAAAUAUCUAGAAACAAGGUUCUAGCAUGUAUCAAAAGGCCAAAGGAAAGUAGCUGGAAAAGACUCAUAUUUCAUAAGGGUUCCUUAUUGUACUGUGACUUUUUUUUUUUUUUUUUUUUUUUUAAACGAUGCAGUUAUACAUACCACAGUGUAUCCGUUUGAAUCAUAUCAUGCCAUGCAUAAUACAUACUCGAUGCUUGUCAUUCAUGCCUUUCUGUUUGUCCUGCAGACUGUUUUUUUAUACUGUUUCUAUGAAAUAUACACAUUCUCUACACAGAGGAAAACUUUCUGAAAUAACCCUAUUUAUAAGUUAACCCAGUGCUGUAAUCAAGUGAGAAUCUAAUCUUGCCUUUUGCAUAGAGAUAUGUACCUACUGCAAAUAUAACAUUUUGGGGUACUUGAGUCACUAUUUAAUUUUUUUUUUGUUAUUGUUUCUAGCACUUAAGAAGAUUAAAAUGUGUACAAAAAUUAAUAUUUUUUAAUUUUUUAAGAAUAUAAUUAUUUUCUGUCAUUACCAUUACAAAUGUUUUUUGUUUGUUUUUUUCUUUUUUUUAAAAAAGGCUAGAAAUCAAUCCGUGUAUAUUUCUGUACCUGUAUAGCAAACACAUUUCAUAAAUGGAAAUAUGUUCUCUGAAUAUUUAUUUACUAAUAUAUUUAUCUUUAAGCCAUGUCUUAUGUUCAGAGUGUAUGAACGUUUGAGUUAUUUGGUUGCUUUUUAUUUUGAGAAAAAUCACUAACAUGAGACUUUGUAUAUACAUGGUAAUUGCACACAAGACGAUUAAAUCUUCUCUGACCAAAAAACUGAUUUUAAAAACUUUAGUACCAUACAGUUUUGUAAUUAAAGUGUACAAAGAUCUGUAAAAUAUACAGUUUUAUUCAAGUAA
Molecule: messenger RNA, 4843 nt
Organism: Centropristis striata (black sea bass)
Lineage: Eukaryota; Metazoa; Chordata; Actinopteri; Perciformes; Serranidae
Gene: znrf3
Product: zinc and ring finger 3
Exons: 8
Coding region: 253-2934 (893 amino acids)
Biological process (GO): ubiquitin-dependent protein catabolic process; Wnt receptor catabolic process; negative regulation of canonical Wnt signaling pathway
Molecular function (GO): frizzled binding; ubiquitin protein ligase activity
Source: RefSeq, a predicted model, not a curated record